AUGGCGUUUAAGGACGAGGGUCCGGGGUCGGGCAAGAUGGUGUUCAUUGGCAGUAAGACGGAGACGGCGUUAUUGAAGUUUACGAAGGAGAGGGGAUGGAGGUCGUAUCGCAAGGUUCGGGAUAAUGCGGAACGGGACGACGGUGUCGCUCAGGUUGUGCCGUUCUCAAGUGCACGGAAGGCCAUGGGUGUGGUCGUUCAGCUGAAGGCAGGCGAGAAGAAGAAGUGGAGGAUUCACUUGAAGGGCGCCAGCAAGAUUUUGACGGUGAGGUGCAGGAGGCACGUUGUCGUGGCUAAGAAGGGCGGGAAGAAGGUGACUGGGGAGAAGGACAUGGUGGACGGGGAGGUGCUCUGUUACAGCAACUUUGAGCAGUGGCCGCCGAAUGGUGCCGACAUCGAUGAACGGUAUGAGGUUGAAUACGAGCAUCUGGCAAAUGGUCUAACUCUCAUAGGUAUCACAGGAAUCAAGGAUUCUUUCCAAGACGGUAUCCGAGAAGCUGUGGCGAACCGUCAGAAGGCCGGAGUCCAGGUCAAGAUGUGUACCGGCGACAACGUCGAGUCGCGCACCAUGACCCUCAACCCUCUCACGAUCACCAUUUUCCUCCGCUUCCUCCGUAACAAUGCCACCAGCAUGCGCCCGAACGACGUCGACUACUGUCUCGAGAUCCGAAACGCCUGUCUCCAAAUCCACCCCCGUCUCAUGAACCUCGCUCCCGGCACCGACGCCGAACCGGGCUUCACUGUCAUCAACUACUCCCCCGAGAUCGAGGCCGAAGUGGACGGGAUCUUCAAGCAGAUGUACGACGAGCAGAUCACGAUCGACGAGGUGAUCGCGAUGCUCGAGCGGAACAAGUCGUCGACGAACCCGCGCGAGAACGAGAUUCUUAGCUGCAUGCUCCUCUUCCUCUUCGACGAAUACAAGUUCUUCCAGACGUGGUACCCCGCCCGGGAGCUCGCGAUGACGGGAUACCUGUUCGGGUCGAUCAUUCAGUUCCAGCUCGUCGACUAUAUUCCGCUCGGCAUCGCGAUCCGAUACGUGAUCGACGCGCUGAACUGUCCGCCGGAGACGAACCUGUUCAAGUUUGGGAUUCAGGCACUGUCGAGGUUCGAGUCGAGGUUGUCGGAGUGGCAGCCGCUAUGUCAGGCGUUGUUGAAUAUCCCACAUCUGUUGGAGGCGCGACCGGACCUCGGGGCGACGAUUCAGCGCGCGUUGGCCGCUGCGGUUCAUGGGUCGAGUACGCCCGGGGGACUGAGUCUUGGACCUGCUGAACCACCCGUUGUGUUCAAUGUGAUUCGUCCGGACCAGUUCGAGGAGGAGGUGGAGGAGCCGCCGGAAGAGGUGUCGGACAAGAUUUUAUUCAUCGUCAAUAACCUCGCGCCGAUGAAUUUCGAGGCGAAGUUGGAGGAUAUGAAGGGGAGUUUCAAGGAUGAGUACGCAAGGUGGUUCGCGAAUUACCUCGUCGACCAGCGCGUGAGCACGGAGCCGAACAACCACACCCUUUAUCUGAGGUUUUUGGACGCGCUCGACCGGAAAGUCCUCUCGAAGUUCGUGUUGCAAGAAACGAUCGUCAAGUCCGCCUCCAUGCUCAACUCUGAAAAGACGAUGCAAUCGUCCUCGGAGCGUUCAAUCAUCAAGAACGUUGGCUCCUGGCUCGGUACGCUCACCCUCGCGCGCGACAAACCGAUCAAGCACAAGAACCUGUCCUUCAAAGACCUGCUCAUCGAAGGCUACGAAUCCGGGCGUCUGCUCGCCGCCGACCCGUGGCUGAUGGCGGUCAUGGCGCUCCUCGCCGAGCUCUACCAUGUCGCGGAACUGAAGCUGAACCAGAAGUUCGAGAUCGAGGUGCUUUGCACGAGUUUGUCUGUUGCGCUGGACAGUAUCGAGCCGACGUCGAUAUUGAGGCAUCGGCCGAUCGGCGGGAUGGAGACGAUGGCGGGCCCGGGGUUGCCGGAUUAUGUGGGCGAUAUCGAGGCGUUGCCAAUUGGGGGAGUGGGGGGAGGAGGAGGGUACGAUCCGAACGCGCAGAUGCAUGUGGGAGACGCGCAGUUGUUGUCCCUCAGUGGUGCUGGCUCUGGCGUCGGCGGUGGAGCUGGGGUUGGGGUUGGUGGCGUAGGUGGUGGCGUAGGAGGGGGUGGGAAUGUGACGAACGAGACGGCGGCGGCGAGGGCGGUGGGAGCGCAGAUUGAGGUGUUGUUGGGCGAGUUGGUGGGCCGGGUGACGAUUAGUGGGCAGCUGGCGCCGUUGCCGAGUAAUCCGGCGUUUAAAAGGGCGGUGCAGUUGGCGGUGGAUCGGUCUGUGAGGGAGAUCAUACUUCCCGUCGUGGAGCGCUCGGUCACUAUCGCGGGGAUAUCGACUCGGGAGCUUGUCGCGAAGGAUUUCGCGACGGAGCCAAACGAGGAGACACUCCGUGGCGCGGCACACAGUAUGGCGCAGAAGCUGGCGGGGAGUCUCGCGCUGGUGACGUGCAAGGAGCCGUUGAGGAGUAACCUUUCGAACCAUCUGCGGCAGUUCUUGAAUGAUCAUGGAUUUAGCAACCAAAUGGUCCCGGACGCAGUUAUCAUGCUCCUCGUGCAGGAUAAUAUCGACUUGGCGAGCGGGACGAUCGAGAAGGCGGAUAUGGACCGUGCGGUCGCGGAGGUGGACGAAGGCUUUGCGGGGGCUUAUGAUGCGCGGAGGCGACAUCGACAGACGGCGAGGGGUCAACCGUUCUGGGACUCGAAUGCACUGCCGUCGGCUUUCUCUGCUAGUCUGCCGGACCCGCUUAGGAUCAAGGUGAAUGGUGUGCAGCCGAAUCAGAUUGGGGUGUAUGAGGACUUCGCAGAGCUUGAGCCUUAG
Stereum hirsutum FP-91666 SS1 is the source of this 2835-nucleotide messenger RNA. RefSeq lists its product as uncharacterized. Gene Ontology annotation, molecular function: molecular adaptor activity; nucleotide binding. Gene Ontology annotation, biological process: nuclear-transcribed mRNA catabolic process, deadenylation-dependent decay. The coding region runs from base 1 to 2835 and encodes 944 amino acids. The record is from RefSeq and is a predicted model, not a curated record. Gene Ontology annotation, cellular component: P-body; CCR4-NOT core complex. The transcript has 10 exons. Lineage: Eukaryota; Fungi; Basidiomycota; Agaricomycetes; Russulales; Stereaceae.